ACCAUUCAAACACACUCUAACUGCUCGAGAGAGAGAGAGAGAGAGAACAGGAGCAAUCCUCAACACACCGACUCGAUCCUACAAGUGCAAGUGAAGGGAAAAAAGAACUUGAGAAAGUCGAAUGAAAAUGUUUGUGGGGCUGAAGAGCAUGAAGUUUGCACCAAUACUGCUGCUGGCACUGGCUUAUUUGGUAUCCGCUGCCGAUGAGUGCCGAGCUCCCUGUCACUGUCCUGAGCAGCCGCCGCUCUGCCCUCCCGGAGUCUCUCUGAUCACUGACGGCUGCGGCUGCUGCAGUGUCUGCGCCAAGCAAGCGGGCGAAGUGUGCACUCGCCGCCAGCCCUGCGACCUCCACAAGGGCCUGUUCUGCGACUUCGGAUCCGCCACGUACAGCACAGUCGGAGUCUGUGCAGCUAAAGAAGGGGCUCCUUGCUUGUUUGAUGGUGUUGUGUACAGGAAUGGUGAAACCUUUCAAAGUGGAUGCAAGUAUAAGUGCACCUGUCUGGAUGGCUCCAUCGGCUGUGUCCCUGUCUGCAGUGUGGAGAUUCGCUUGGCUAGCCCAGAUUGUCCUAUGCCCAAGAAGGUUAAAGUGCCUGGCAAGUGCUGUGAAGAAUGGGUCUGUGAAGAACCCAGACGCCACACCAUGGUUGGGCCUGCACUUGCAGCUUACAGAGAAGAAGCCACCUAUGGCCCUGACCCUUCCAUGUUCCGUGCCAACUGCCUUGUACAGACCACUGAAUGGAGUGCCUGCUCCAAGACCUGUGGAAUGGGCAUCUCCAGCCGGGUAACUAAUGACAACAGAGAGUGCAGACUGGAGAAACAGACGAGACUCUGCAUGGUUAGACCUUGUGAAAUGGAUAUGACAGAUACCAUUAAGAAAGGCAAAAGGUGUAUCCGGACUCCAAAGGUUUACAGACCUACCAAGUUUGAAUUCUCUGGCUGUACCAGUGUGAAGUCUUACAGAGCCAAAUUCUGUGGUGUUUGCACCGAUGGCCGAUGCUGCACCCCUCACAGAACCGCUACUCUCUCUGUCGAGUUCAAAUGUCCUGAUGGCCAACUCGUAAAGAAGAAGAUGAUGUUCAUCAAGACCUGUGCCUGCCACUAUAACUGCCCCAUGGACAAUGAUGUCUUUCAGUCCUUGUAUUACAGGAAAAUGAUGGGUGACAUGGCAUAAACUGUGUAAUCGAUUUAAGACUUCUUAACUGGAAAGGUUUUCCAUCUCCUAUACAAAGGUCACUGCGUAACACAAAGGAAAAUAUUGGCACGCUGAAACAUGAUCAGUUAUCAAUUGAGAAAUGGAAACAUGUCAGAGCACUCAGCCUAGAUUUUGAAACUGCAUUGCUUGUACACUGUUAGCUGUAAUAUCAUUGUAAAUAAUGUACAUAUGUGUACAGUUGUCUAAGUUAAUUUAAAUGUAUGUGCCUUAUAUUGUUUAUUGCUUGAGUACUGUAGUUAUAGACUUGACAAAAUGACUGUUCUUUGAUUUCUUUUUUAUUUUUGAACAGUUAUUAUAACAUUUGAGAAGUGUGACCAAAAGUUAAAUGUUUGCACUUUUCUAGUUCAAAAUAAAAUAUAUUUUUGAUACAAA
This is a messenger RNA of Carcharodon carcharias (great white shark), 1585 nucleotides long. RefSeq names its product cellular communication network factor 2a (gene ccn2a). Bases 122 to 1171 code for a protein of 349 amino acids. The transcript is spliced from 5 exons. Gene Ontology annotation, cellular component: extracellular region; extracellular matrix. Gene Ontology annotation, molecular function: integrin binding; heparin binding. Lineage: Eukaryota; Metazoa; Chordata; Chondrichthyes; Lamniformes; Lamnidae. Gene Ontology annotation, biological process: signal transduction; cell adhesion. The record is from RefSeq and is a predicted model, not a curated record.